Molecule: messenger RNA, 1921 nt
Organism: Marchantia polymorpha subsp. ruderalis
Lineage: Eukaryota; Viridiplantae; Streptophyta; Marchantiopsida; Marchantiales; Marchantiaceae
Source: the annotation of a GenBank genome assembly
AGAGCUCGUCGGACAAGGAAAAAGAGCCGGAAGAGGUUUCGUCUCGUGCUCACCAAUUCGCUUUAACUUCCUUGGAGCUAAAUUUAUUUAUUUUUUCUCGGGGCCGAUUCGCUGCGCGGCUCGGCAGAGAAAAGGACAGCGGCGAGGACUGGACUCGAUUCGAACUAAACGUACCGAUUCAGGAAAGAGAGGACGAUGAUUUGACCGAUCCAUGUCGCUCUCAUCCUCCGGGCUCUCGAAACGCGCACCGCGUCUGUCCCGAUGGGCGGCAGGUGGACACACGCUUCCCUGCGAUCGCAACACGAACGCAGGAAAUCUAAAUCAUCGUAAGAGGAAUCGCGAGUUUCAGACGAGAAUGAUGAGAGGGAAUCGAGGCCAAAUUUGGGGACGGGAGCGGUGGGCCAGCGAUGUCGAGGCAUGAUCCGGGGGGAGCAUAAAAGGGCCGUGGGGGAUCGAUCGAAGGAGCAUUCAUGCGUCUGAGAGAUCUGCUGGCGGGGUGGUGGAAGAAGCGCGAGGCGGGACGACGGCAGCACAGCGAGCGGUGCAGGAGGACGGUGAAGAUUACCAUCUCGUCGACGAGAGUGAUGAAUUCCGCGAGCGAGACGGCCGGGGACCAGGAUCACCGAGUGUACCGAUUCUUCGAGGCGCGCACGACGGUGGGCAAGGGCGGCAUAUGGGACCCGAGCGCCAACAAGUACUACUACAUCGACAUCACGGGCAAGAGCCUGCACAUUCUGACGCUCGGCGCCAGCAUCCAGAAGGAGGACUUCGACGUGGGCACGCAGGUGGGCGCCAUGGCGCUCAUCGAGGGCGGCCGCGGCCUCGUCAUGGCCGUCAGGGACGGCUUCGGCAUCUGGGACUUCGCCAAGAAGAAGCUCGACCUCGUGGCCUCGCCCUACGGCCUCGACAGCGGCUGGCGCAUGAACGACGGCGCCUGCGACUCGCGCGGCCGCUUCUGGGCCGGGCGCCUCUUUGACACCGACGAGACCCGGCCCGGCCAGAUCUACCGCCUCGAGAACGACGGCCGCACCGCCACCCCCGUCAUCGACGGCAUCUGCUGCACCAACGGCCUCCUCUGGAGCCCCGACAACUCCCUCAUGUACUGCGGCGACAGCACGUACAAGAAGAUUUACGUGUGGGACUACGACGAAGAGUCGGGCACGCCGUCGAACAAGCGCCUGCUGAUAGACACGAGCAAAAUCUUCCAUGGAGUGCCGGACGGGGCCACCAUCGACCGCGAGGGUUAUCUGUGGACGUGCUUCUUCGACGGGCACAAGAUGGCCCGCAUCUCGCCCGACGGCACCGUGGACAGGGUUUACGACCUGCCCGUCAAGAGGCCCACGCAGCCGUGCUGGUUCGGAGACAAGCUCGACACGCUGCUCAUCACCAGCGCCAGCAAGGACGUGAACAUCGCCAACUGCCCGGAGAGCGGCAACAUUCUCAAGAUUCAUGUCGGCGUUCAGGGACAGUUGAAGGCCAAGUAUAAGCUCAAAACCAAACCAGGCCGUCAGCCAGGCUCGCCUUGACUUGAUUCUGAGACCUGGCUCCUGCUUCACUGAUUGAAUCACUGGAUCACAUUGCCGUCUUGGCUUUUCGUCCCGGUCCCCUUUGUGUAUAAGAUGAGAGCAGUGAUCGGAUAUGUAGACGGGUGCAGUGACCAGCUCGCCAUUGGAGAUGGAGCUCGACCGUAUUUCUCUUGUGUGAUAAUUCCUAGCGAGAGCUAGCAACUCUUACAUGUCAGAGGUCCGCGUUGCUAUCAGAUCAUGCUUGUGUUCUGGUUCCUGUCGCGGUACGUCCAACUUUUUGACCUUGGAUCUAUCGGGCGGAAUCCACCGCUCGAACUUGUGUAUUGAUCAUUGAACGAAAUGUGAAUAUUCUUGGAACUUUCUUAGCGUUUCCAGAUCACCGGAAGAUCUUCCCG